Messenger RNA from Liolophura sinensis, 6709 nucleotides. Its product is annotated as anoctamin-8-like. The record is from RefSeq and is a predicted model, not a curated record. Gene Ontology annotation, biological process: chloride transmembrane transport. Gene Ontology annotation, molecular function: chloride channel activity. Lineage: Eukaryota; Metazoa; Mollusca; Polyplacophora; Chitonida; Chitonidae. Gene Ontology annotation, cellular component: plasma membrane.
CGACUGGUGCAGUGUUGUCAACUGUUGUCAUGCAUUGUUCCCCGUCCACAACAGAUUGUCAUCAUUACCCAGCGGCUGAUGCAGAGAGAGGAGCUCUUUAGGCAGUGUCCUGGAACAAAUGGUGCCAUGUCAGAGUCUCUUAGAGAAAAUAUCAUGUCGAAAUCAUCCGCAUCUAAAGGAGAGAUGUCGAGCGGCGUGAGACGCCACGGUGCUUCUCAGUUUCUGGGGAAGAAGUUUGCAGAUGCCAGCCGCCUUGUGGUAGCCAGCAAUGCCUGGGCGAGAACCAUUCCAACAAGAAACUGUGACAUUCUUGUUACCUUCCCACCCAAAACUGACGACGACACCCUCAUGUGGUUCCUGUCUCGUCUCAGGUCAAGGACACCGAAAAUAUCUGUCCAUGUUCGUCACCAUGGUAACACAGGGGUAUACGGCUUCUACAUGACAGCAAGCUAUGACAACCUGCUACGGGCAGCUGAAGACUUGGCCAUCAAGAAGUUGUUGAAGGAGGAGUUUGGGGGAGGAAUGCAGGAUUUCCAGUUUAAGGACAAGGCAUUUCAAAGAUUUUUCAAAGAUUUCGAAGACGAGCGUGCCUUCUUUACCAGUGAAGAGCGUCAGUAUAUCCUCAGAAACAUGCUCAAUGACCUCAGGGCGGAGAAAGGGGAAGAACUUGGCAAGGUCAAGUUCCUAGAGGGCCAAUCAAUAGUGCCUUUGUUGCAUUCCAAAGGGAUCAUAUCUCAGGUUCUUCCCCUUCACAACAGCGAUGACCUCUCCCAUCUACGCAAGACCUGGGUACAGGCUGUCUUCAGGUUUCAACCGCUAGAGAAAGUAUGUGAAUAUUUCGGUGUGAAGAUAGCCAUGUACUUUGCCUAUCUCGGUCACUACACUACAGCCUUAUGCCUGCCUGCCCUGGUUGGUCUGCUGGUCUGGUUUGCUCAUGGUAGAGAUCAGUUUAUUGAUGACCUAUGUUUUGUGGGCUUUGCUCUGUUCAAUGUUGUCUGGGCAACCCUAUAUCUGGAGGAUUGGAAGCGAAAAAGUGCUGAACUUGCCUUCAAGUGGGGAACAUUGGACAAAAAGGAUGAGCUCUUAGAGGACCCAAGGCCACUUUUUACGGGUUAUUUGAUCACCAGCCCAGUGACAGGAAGACAGGAGCCAUACUAUCCGGCGUGGAAGCGUAACAUUUUCCGCUAUUUUGUCAGCAUUCCAGUCAUGUUAUUCUGCCUGUGUGUCGUCUUCAUCACCAUGUUGCUGAUCUUCCAAAUCCAGGAGUGGGUGAACUGCCUGAUUAUGGAGGAACACCUGCCAAAGUUUGCCAAGUUCCUGCCCAAAAUUUUACUGGCUGUCUCCAUUGGUAUCCUUGAUGAUAUAUAUAAAAAGAUUGCCCGCUGGCUGAAUGACAAAGAAAAUUACAGGAUGGAGGAAGCUUAUGAGAACCAUCUUAUCAUCAAACUUGUAUUGUUCCAGUUUGUGAAUUCGUUCCUGUCAUUAUUUUAUAUUGCCUUUUACCUCAGAGAUAUGCGGCGACUAAAAGAACAACUGGCAGCGCUGCUUAUCACCAAGCAAGUGAUAGGUAACAUCAAAGAAGCCUUUCUUCCCUGGGUAGUGUGGAAGAUGAAACUUCUAAAGACAGGCUACAAGAUCAACAAGAAGGUGAAUGCAGCUGAAAAAAAGGCAGAUAUCUCACCGCCAGACUGUGUGGAAGAAAUGGAAACUUCUGAUGGGAUUGACCCUUCCCUAGAUACGACCUCUGACCUCAGCUCUAAACAUGUUGCCAGUGAACUGCAGGUGGAAAGAAGCACGGUUGGUUUGACACAGGCAGAAGUGGAGAGUGCCAUGAAACCAUAUGAAGAUACAUUUGAGGAUUACCUGGAAAUGGUGAUACAGUUUGGCUACGUCACGCUCUUCUCUCCAGCAUUCCCCAUGGCAGCCAUGUGUGCUCUCCUCAACAAUGUGAUAGAAAUACGCAGCGAUGCCUUCAAACUCUGUGUGACUUUUCAACGACCUUUUGGUCAGCGUGUAGAAAGCAUCGGCACCUGGCAGGAUGCUCUGGAGUUGCUGGGGGUGAUUGCUGUAAUUGUUAACUGUUGUUUGGUGGGGGUGUUUGGACACACCAAGCGCCUGGCCCCGGAACUGGACGAGUCUUACAUCUUCAUCCUUAUCAUUGUAUUAGAGCAUGCCAUCUUGUUCCUGAAGUUUGGUGUGGCGUAUGCGAUCCCUGACAUUCCAGAGGGUGUGGCUAUGCAAAUGGCACGUUUGGAAUUCCUGAGACGAGAGGCAUUGAAGAAAUUGGAAUCCAAGACUCAGCCCACCAAAACCCCACCUAACAGUCCCUCGCCACCGCCAAACUCCCCUACUCUGGGUACUGUUGGGGAUAACUCUGUGAUAUCCAGCCAUACAAAUCAACAUUCAGACUCAAGAAAUGAGGACAGUAGCCCUGAUGGACGUUCAGGCUAUGUUCCUCAGGGGUUCAAAUCUUCAGCCCAUGCAAAGCCAACUUCAGGCAGCCCCAGAUAUUCAAGGGAGACAACUCCUCAGCCAGUUUCCUCUCCAAGGGCAGGUAAUUCACAGCUGCUGGAUGAGGAUGUAUCGUCAGCCAUUUCGAACCUGAAAACUAGUAGCACUAGUACCAGUGUGGCUAACCCUUCGUACAGGCCAUAUAAGUCUACCUCAAGUCACGUGAUUCAGCGAAAAGUUGCACAUGAGUCAUACGCAGCAGUUGUGAAGGAGAAGAUCCCUGAACCAGUGCACUCGCCAGACAGGCAAUCCCCCAAACACAACCAACAACAACAAACUCCAAGAUCUGAUUUGUGAAAUCCUCUAGUGGUAGAUGCUUAUUAUGAAUCUUUGACAGUAAAGCUGACAGAUUUGAUAUGCUGAAUAUACCUAACUAGUUUUAAGACCGCCAUAUUUUUCAGUGUCAUUACUGAAGUUUUACAAUUUUACUUUUUCAUGAAACAUUUUUUUACAAUGUUUCAUUUAAGUCUCUAUACUGUGGUGUUUGGUGUUUUAGUGUACCUUUAUAAAAUUUGCACGACUGAUUUUAAGUAGGAGCUUUUAUUGAAAACAGAGGAGUUAUUCAUUUGAAAUGUUUGACACGUUAGUCAUGACAGCAGUGAGAGAAAAAUCAAACCUUUACAGAAAUUACCAUUGUCAGAUUAGGUCAUGUCUCUUAAGCUGAAGAUGUAAACUACAGCCAGAUGUUCUUGAAUGAAGUUUUGAAAAGUGCUACCCACAGAGCAGUGGGGUUAUCAAAAAGGUGCAGUACAUGUUCAUUUGUCCAGGAAGAGCAGCUUCAUCUUUGCUGUAUAUAUAGUUAAAUAGUGAAAUACUAGACACUAAAUUACUAUUCUUGUUAUGUGUUAUAUCUGAUUGUAAAUGGUAAGUUGUUGGCAUUUUCAUAUCCAUAGUUGAAAUAGCGAUGGAUAUCAAUAUUGAGAAGCUACAUGUAUGAAAGAUUAUAUUCUUUAUGAUGAAUUAUAUAGACAUAUUAUAGUGAAAAUCUUGGUCUUUAUUAAUAUUUUUCAAAAUGUGACGCAGUCUUCCCCCAAGGCUUCAGACACUCCCGCAAGACUCACACACAGGACAUGGACAGUAGAAAACAAGGAACUUACUGCAAUGCUUGUGGCAAUGUUUCACAUUGUGUAAACACAUGGUAUAAAAUACUGACGUGUUUUUGUACUCCUACUCCUCACAUGAUGAGACUAUUUCCUGUCCCUUGUGACUGGGAGCAACUGGAGUUUGGCGACUGGAAGCAACCAGGAGCAUCCAGUCAGGUGCAGCUGAUGCAGCAGUUGCUUGGAGGUAAACAUGUUCUACUAAACAUCCAGUUGUGUCCAGCUCCUUCGAUCCAUCGUUGCUUCAGUUGGUCAUAGUUGCUCAUAAUCGCAAGGUUAUGUCAGACUUUUCAAUAUACAUGUAAGCAUUAGGCAUAGGUUGACUUUGUUGAGUUGCACAAGUCAACAUAUGCCUGACUCAAUGCAUUGAACUUUGCAAUGAACAUCUGUAUAUCAGUGAAAUUCAAGUUAUUACAAGAAUACUUAUUUAUUUAAAUCUCAUAUCAAAUUUGACAGAUGGGACUGGUUUACUUAUGACAUGUUCCAAUAACACACUUAAUCCCGUUAUAACAAAAGGCAUAGUUCACUUUUGUCUGUUUUAUUGUAAGUUUGGUCUCAUAUCUUGUAAUUUUACCUGUGAAAGUUGGGGGGACUGUUUAUACAUACAUUUAAUAUUCAACUUUUAGUUUGUGUUUGUAAAUGUUUGAAUGGUUUACACUUUUAUGCCACCCGUGGUAAUGGUUGAUAACUUAUCUGAACUACUUGCUCAAGACUGUCUAAUAUUUUACAUGUAGUGUAUGUACAUAUAUAUGUGUUCUCUGGAAUUGUCACUACAUCUUGAAUUAUCUAUUUUUUACACACAGUGGUUGUAAGUUUAUAGUGUUAUUAUUUGAUAUCUUCUGUGGAAAUCGAGUAAAUAUAUGUAUAAUAAUGUUAUCUGAACUCCUGAGGUCAAGAGGUUUUAUUGAAAGGGAAUUAGUUGUAGGCCUACAUAGUAUACUAGUAUGUAUGUUUAAAUUCUAUGCAUAUACGGUGUUGUCUAUACACAUUGUCUGAUUACAAUGUCCUUACACUAUGGUGCUGCCACUUGAAUCUAGUGCAGAACUUGUUCCUAUGUUUUUUCCAAGUUUUUGCUUCUUACUUCCGUCUACUUUUAGGAGACAGCCUGAUGUGAGUUGGCACAAAUCUGUAACAUAUGUUUGGUGUUUAUCUAGAUCGAUAUCCAAAUCUAGGAAUUUUUUAAGCAGUUCUUCAGCUUUGACAGAUAUAUCCAGCAUAUUAAAGGAGAAGAAAACUUAAAAACAGGACAAUAUAGGCUGAAAAGAGCACAUUUUUUUUCUGUCUGGUAGUACCUGCUGCAUAACUUUGCGAUUUUUCCUUGCCAUACAUGUAAAGCCUGAAAACGGCAAAGCUGGCAUAAAUCGCUGAGUCCAUGGCGUCCUCCAUCUUUAACACCUUGUAAUUUAUGCUGGGGAUGUGUUGCCUCUCAGCCAAUGACAGUUGUUAAAAUUGCCGGCUUGUUCGUUCAAACUCAAAACCUACAUCCAACAUUCUGUCUUCCCGAUUGUCAAGCGGAAAACGAACUGUAUUGUUCGCUACCUUCUGGGAAGAAGAUUUCUACCGGAAAUAUACAAACUGCACUUUGGUGGUUUCCGACAGCAAUUCUCCUCCUGACACAGAAGACUUCAGGACUAGUUCUUAGGCAGAAGGGAGUCACACACAGGGGAUUUUGGCGUUGACUUUAUUUAUAAUUUAUCAACUUGAUGUACAUAUUAGAAUUUUUGUUAUGGCAUGCACCUGCGAGGAAAUACAUACUUUUUUCAAUGGUAUUUGAUUGAUAUUUAAAUUUUCUUCUCCUUUAAGUGUGUAAAAUAUCUGAGCAUUUACAGUGGUGUAAUGCAUAUCUAGAAAUCUACCCUAAUUCCUCAACCUUUUCGCAUAUGAAAGAUCAACUUUCAUUGCAAUUUAUGCACCUUUUUCACUUGACUGUAGAGACUAAACUAUGUUGAUUGUGUCGGUCAGCUUCAGGGCUUUACAAAAAGUAUAACACAGUAUAAUGCGCUCAGAAUUGGCUUAAAUAAAUACCUUGCAAACAUGCGAAAAAGUUGAAGAAUUACAGUACAUAUCAGUAAGAGCAAUUUGAGACCCUUUCAUAUCUAAAGUAGGCCUAAUUUGAGCUGUGUUGUCUGUUGUUCAUUUCUGCCAUUGCAUUGCAAUAUAACAAUGAACAAUUCAGCUCGUGCCCGAGUCGCAAUAGACCUUAAUUAAUUCUUCCUAUUUUGCGGCCAUCUGACAUUCUGCAGUCUGGAUUGCAUUGAAAUGUUGAUGCGACGUAAUGUCACAAAGAGUGUGGCAUCAUCACAUAUGUACUGUUACGUGAUUACGUUGCUGAUGCUAUGACGCUGCAGAGUCUGGAUCUUGUAGAACAAAAUUGGAAACAUGAAAAUAAUCUAUUGUGUGGGAAGCAGUACCCCAUUCUUCACGAGAACAAACUUAUGUUGUGCAUAAUCAGUAUGCAAAGGAAAAAAAUAUGCUUUUCUUGAUCUCCAUGUUAAUUUUUGUGUAUUUUUAUGAAGUAUUAUUUUACAAUAUUCUAGUGAGAUAAUCAUAUUGAAUGUACAUUGUAUUGUAUUUGCCUAGGAACAAAUCCAGAAUGGAAAUUACAUAAUAGUACAGUAGAUUAAAAUGUGAAAGUUAAGAAUUUUUCUAAAAGCUUAAUCAAAUGGUGCUUUAUAUAGAAUCAAUACUUUAUGAGGCAUAAAUUUGGAAAUUAAUUUCCUUAUAUUUGAUUUAUAAAAAAAUGUGGUGACUACAAAAUAGGUUUUUAUUAGGCCUACAUGUAUAUGUACCAAGAGUUUUAUUAAUGGAAGACCUGCUGUAUGUUUCAGGGUACAGGAGUAAAUCUGAUAACUAAUUGUGCAGAUGUGAUAGAGGAUGUUUGUUUUAAGUUAUAGUGCUUAUAAAGCUUGUAUUAGUUAACUUGACAUCAAACAGACUGAAACUGUACAGAAAUACAUAUAUACAUAUGGCAUACGGUAAUUGCAAAGUUAACAGUGAAAACAGUGUAGAGCAAAUUUAAACCUAAUUUUUUCAUUGCGUUAUACCGAAAUAUAUUUUCAUCUUUAUGAAUCGCGUAAUACUGCCUUGAGUUAAAAGUG